GUCAUUGAGAACAAACUAUGCUUGCUCAAGCACACGUGUGCACGGCAAGAAGAAACGCCUCCGCAUAUUCCAAACAUAAAUCGUUAUUGCUCACCCACAUCGAUUAUAGCAAAAAUAAGUUGUAGACACAAUUUUGAGAUCAAGGUUGCGGCCGCUACUUGUCUCGUGGUACGGGGUAUGACUUAGGGCACUGUUUACUUAUAAUUUACUAAAACCAUUUACAUUUUCAUUUUCUUUUGAUUUAGACUGUCAUUCCCGCCGUCUUUCACCGAAACGGCUUUUCGUUUUCUACCUUCGUAUUUUAUUGUGAAUCGUCACCCACCUCCCACAGAAUUCACCAUGUCGAGUGUUUGUAAGAGCAAAGAAGCAACUUUUACUUCCCGCCUUCUAGUUCUAUCUCAUCUCCGCAAACGUGUACCCAUCUAUUUCUCAUUUUUGAUUUCAACGAUUCUCAUUGUUUCUGGUGUCCAGGCGGUGAUUCCCAUGGCCUCCGCUCCGGGUCCGACAGCGUCGAGCGCGAAAGUGACCAUGCAGUACUUCGUCCGGGCCCACUUGCGUCGUAUCCAGGGGAGUAUCAGGGAGGCGCGACGGUCAAAGACCGUGGCCAUUCGUGGCCUGAGUGUCGUUGAAACCCCAACGCCGGGCGGCGACUUGUUGGGCAGUAGUAAUCCUCAUUUUACAACCAAUCUGUUUCGGCUUUUGUCUACUACUUCGCAAGCGAACCCAGCAGCGGCAGGAGAACCGGCUGGAGGUACUGCAAGUAUAUUAACAUUAAGUCAGAACCCUACUUCUUCUCCGCGAAAUCUACUGAAGUUUUUCGAAUAUGAUGGCCCUCAGAAUAAGGAAAGUGAAAUAAAUCCCGUUCUGUCGUAGGCAGUACUAGUAGCAAUCGAAAAUGAUACUGAUAGAUUAUAAAGACACGCAGUCUUAUCUACCACUCGUUGAGAUGUCGGAAGUGGUGGAUUACUGGUACCAAAAAAAAAAUCAUCAAUAACUCCAGGCACUACCCCUACCCAGCCUACCGAAGCCGUCGCUUCCUCUGUCGCAUCUUCAUCAUUGAAAGUGACAAUCUUCGAAGAGCCGGUUGGCGUCCAGUUGCAAGACGGAACGCCCGGCGAGGAUAUCGACUUCUGCCCCGGAACCCGCGUUUCUGCGUGGAUCGGGCCACUUGCUGCCGACGGGCAAGUGAUUUCGGAUUCGGAUAGUACCUCCGGAACCGAGACCUGGUGGGAUGUUUCCGGCCUUCUGUCUGAGGAGCUGCAACGCACGGUGUUUCACGACUAUGAAAGCUACAAAGCAAAAACGGAAGGAGGACGCGAGCAAGACGAGGAACUGAUGAAACUCGCUGAAAUUGGCGAGCUAGGUCGAGAUGGCCCAGAGUUUUCAGAUUUUUUUGUGGCGGACGACUCGUUUCUCUACAUUGAGUUUGAAGGCACGUAUGUCCUUGGCCCCGUUCCGCUCUGGAACAAAGAUCUAGUUGGUGCAGUCACGGGGCACGUCACACAAGGGUCAUCAUCUGGAUCUGCAGAUGUCGAUAUGGGGUUAGCUUCUGAAGAUGAUGGUUUAUUACACGGCCGCAACGCUGCUCCGCGUACCACAGAUGCUGAUGCGGUCACGAUCAGUGAUCUUGAAUACGCUGCGACUGCAGAUGCUGGCGCUCAGAGGGUCGUUAGUGUCAUUUAUGGCGAGAAUCGGCUGUCGCCAGUCCUCGCUGACGCGGAGUUUCCACAAGAGGGGAGCCUGCCGCCGCCUUUUAAUCAACAAGAAACCAUCGAGUUUCGAGGGCGCGCACCCUUCGACGGAAUUGGUAAGGGUCUCCCAGAUACCGCACAGAACUUCAAAUUGAUUCUGCCGCGGACAUCAGUAGGGGAUGGUGCGACCUCCACCGGCGGAGAACCGGUGGAAAGUAGUGGUCUCACCGCCGUUGGCGCGCACGAAUUUUUAGAAAGCGCGAGACCUGCUAACUUGGAGACGACACCCGAGGCUGGGCGGGACCUCCGAGAGCGUCGGGACCAGCAGGGUUGGUCGACUCAACCGGCUGCUGGAUCAUCCGAUCUGCUGAAAAAUACCCAAUGGCUUGCGCUGCCGCUUAGUACAGAUCGCGACCAGGACCCGUCACCACGCAAGAAGGUCAAAGUCUUCCGCGACUUUGCCGGCCCCGGCAAGGGCGACCUAGUGGUAACUCCUUGGAGAAGAAACUACCAAUAUGCCUUCCAGAUGCCAAGUCAAUCCGGGGCGACCAUUCGUGCGCUUCUGUUUUUGGUCCUCGAAGCAAUCUGGGGAAAGCAACGCAGCAGCUGGGGCGAGCACUUGAGCCUACUCACCUGGAAUUUCUUUCAUCCCUUUCAGGGUAUUAGAGAAAUCGAAGUCGAGGGUCUGCCAGCUGGCCUUGUUACCAACGCACAAGCGCAGGAACAUGGUGUCUUGGGAGAAGACCAUGCCACGUCUCUCCGUCCUGAAAGCACAAUAAAGAUGCACUACAUGGAGAUUAGUGCUCCUCCACUGGGUCCAAUUGGUCGGUCGACCUUCAAAGAAUACUACGAUUGUGUGGAAACAUCGCCAUUCUCACGACCCAUGCGGAUUUGGAUAUUUCACAACAAAGACGCUGCAAGAGACGGUCACGGUAAGAACGACGAGGGGGUGACUGUGCCUGCGGAACAAGCUGAAGAUGAUGCUAUGAUGGAGGCUGUAGAUGAUGACGAAACUGAAAGUUGUCAUAGUGCUGUUUCGGAAGUUGUGUCCGAGGAUGUAGUCGGGGGCAGCGAUUGGGAAGACGACGAGCCGAGCGAAAUAUCUCUUGCGGAACGUUACUUGCGGGAGUACUUUCUGAACAUCGGGGAACGGCUCAUUGCGAAGGACGGGGGCGUGAAUAAGCCCCGCAGGAGCACCACAGAGCCCGGCGUGUUCGUGUCGAGAGUUGGUAGCGCAGGCGCCGAUUUGCUUCUCAGCAAACGCCAAACGAAGCGACUUGAGCCGGAGGGUUCAUCGCCUGUACUUUACCGGGUGGUGACAUCUCCGACUGUACCGUAUGAGGGCCAGGACAUGGAUGAACAUUUUAAAUCACGCAGUGGCGAGUUUCGCUUCCUAAUCGAAACGGAUUUUACUGUCGAGGAGGCCGCGAAGGCAAAGUGUCUGGGCGAAGAUAAGUUCCUACGAAACGAGCCUUGGCAAAUCGCACACAGAACAAUCAUUCCAGCUGACAUGGCGUCGUAAGGCAAAGGCAAGGUAGAGCCACACCGGGCCACUAACAAUGGCUCGUCGGUCCGCUGUGCUUAUGCGUCUAUGUAGAAAGCACUGAUUUUAGGAAAACCCUGUUGAUAUUACGGAGAGCGAUUUUUUUAUAAUUUCUUUCAAGUAUGAAGUAUGAUCCUCACAAACAGAAACACGACGAGCUGGAGCUUGCUGAGCCGUUUUGUGCAGGCCCGGCCGCGUGCGAUUCUUUUCGACUCAGUCGGGAAAUUAGUGACUGGAAGCACAACUUUCAUAGAUGUAUCAUGGAAGAUAAAAGAUAAGAGCACAAGAAGAAACAAUUGGUACAUCAACAACGCUUGAUAUUGUUGGUUCAGUAGCAGAUUUUUGCGCGGAGGAGCAAAAGAAAAAGCACAAUUGUUUAUUUUCAGUGAAGCAGGAGCAGCACUAAGACUAACGACAACAACAGUAGAACUAGCUACGACUCCCGCAUGGAGAUGUCGUCUGGACGCCGUACUGUUUCCUAACCACCGAAGUUUGAUGUCUGGUGUGGUUUUCGUCAUGACG
Molecule: messenger RNA, 3756 nt
Organism: Amoebophrya sp. A120
Lineage: Eukaryota; Dinophyceae; Syndiniales; Amoebophryaceae
Source: the annotation of a GenBank genome assembly